GCAGCAUGACCGUUAUCAUUUAAAAAAUACAGUUAGAACGGGAUUUUCCUCUUUGCUAACGCGGAGAUUAAAACGGUUAUCUGGAUCUAAAUUAAAGCAGAUUAAAACGGUUAUCUGGAUCUAAAUUAAAGCAGAUUAAAACGGUUAUCUGGAUCUAAAUUAAAGCAGAUUAAAACGGUUAUCUGGAUCUAAAUUAAAGCAGAUUAAAACGGUUAUCUGGAUCUAAAUUAAAGCAUAUACACGGACAGGAAACGUCGUGACAUUACACGAUGGACGGUAACGACGACCGGUUGGAUGUUAUCCGGAGUUUCACGGUGAACAGUUUCAGGUUGGACCCGGACAGUUGGCGGGAGUUGGUAUCGGAGGAGGAGAACAGGGUUAUCUUUAAAGGUUUCUUCAGCUCUCAGGACUUCAGUAACCUGUUCAUCUACCGGGACUCAGAGUCUGGACUCUCCGUCAGCCUCCACUUUCCUAAAAAUGUCCAAACUAAAGUCAUCUGUGUCUCCAAAACAUCCCGGGAAGCUUUCAGCACCGGAAGUGUCCGAGAGAGGUUCAUGAUUCAAGAAGUGCAGGGAGACAGCGCCAUGACGUCACUGGUCUCAGUGUGUGAGGAGGUGAGCUGUCCGUUACUUAGCAACCAAGAGAGCAGCGGGGCAGCAGGUGAGGUGGAGGAACCUCAGAGGAUCAUGGAGAGAAAGAAGAACGAGACGCUGGUGAUGAAGGCUCAGAUAGAGGGAUGGACCUUUCUGCCUCAUCAACAUGGCAACACAGUCCAUGACCAUAAUCUCCAUGACAACUCUAAAGGAUGGAAGUCAUCAGACCUGAAGCUCUCCCAGGCCUGUGAUUGGACGAUAACAGAGUGGCUGAAUCUGGUGUCAGAGUUCCUGCUGCAGGACUCGUCUGAGACUGUUUUGGACGGAGUGAAGCCUCUCCCCUCAGAGGAGUUUAACUUUUGGAGGAGCAGAGUGAAGAAUCUGCAGUCCCUCCAGCAGCAGUUACAGAGCAGCAGGGCUCAGCAGGUGGCGUCCAUCGUUCAGCAGACAGGCAACAUCUCUUGGUUCACUCUGACAGAUGUUUACAGACGUGUUGAAGAAGGUCUGCAGGAGGCUGAACAGGUGAGUCUUGCUCUGAGUCCCCUGCAGGAGAAGCUGGAGCAGCUGGAGCAGGUGGAGUACCAGCAGCUGGGCUCCAACAUGGCGGCUGUGAUGGAGGGGGUGCAUCAGGUGUUGAUCCGGUCUGAGGUGUACAGGAGACCAGGAAGACUGAUGGUUCUGCUGAUCGAGAUCUGUAACCUGUUCAUCCAGAAGAGCAGGGACUUCCUGCGUGGAGAGGCGGUGAUGCAUGGUCUGGUGUCAGAGCCUGGUCAGGUCCUGGAUGAUGUCAGGCUGGUGAUCUGGACCCUGGAGACAAUCAAAGAGGCCAACCUGGAGAUUCAGAACCAGGGGGGUGUGCAGAUCCCAGCUCAGGAUGGAAUCACACACUGCUGGAACUCCUCUUCACACCUGUCCUUCAUCCACCUGGACAUCCUGCUGACACGUCUGCAGAGCAUCCAGGAGCUCCUAUGUGUCACUCUGCAGCUGAAUCAGUUGGAUCAGGUGGUUGUGUCUGGAGUCAGGGGCAGGAUGUGGACUGAUGAGGUUCAGCAUGUGUAUCAGGACUUCCUGUGUCAUGUGAGGGUCCUGUCUGAGUAUACCUGUGACCCCACCGACCCUGACGACAAGAGCUUUGAGCUGCUCCUGGACCAGUUUCAGGCUCAGGUGUCGGACCUGGAGAGACAGCUGGUCUCCAUCCUCAGCAGGUCGUUUGCGGAGUGCUGCGUGUCCUCCUCUGCUGCUCAGUUGUUACAGAUAUUUGGAUUUCUCCUGGACCGUCCUCUGGUCCAGGGCGAGCUGCUUCCUCAGCUGGGGAGGCUGGUCAAGCUGGUCCUGAUGGAGCUGGAUCAGACGAAGCUCCUGUUCUACACUGAGAGGGAGAAAUCCGAGACCCUCAUCAGGUCCAAAUCGUCUAUUGCAGCUCGACUCUGCUGGACCCGGCAGCUCCAACUGAGAGCUGAAGAGGCUAUGAACAGCUACAAGACCGUCCAACACCUGUGUGCGGGCUCAGCUGAAGGUCAGCUGGUUGAUCAAAGGUUCCAGGAGCUGGCUGACCUCCUGCAGGUGUUCAGAGACCAGGUGAGCACAGAGAGGAUCAGUCAGCUGGACUCGGACUGUGGAUUCAUUCUGGAUCAACCGCUCAUACAGCACACUGUGCAAGGCAUGCUGGGAGUCAGCUGCAGCCAGCAGUUGAGGGCAGCACUGAGGGAGCUCAGGUAUGCGAGCAGGGAGACAGAUUUAAUGCUCCACCCCCACGCUGCUCGUCUCUUCACCUGCAGAGAUGACAUCACACAGAGCUACCUGAAACUGAGUGACAUGGUGUCCUGCUACAACCAGGUGCUGAGUGAUGCCCUGCAGGUGGAACUUCCUCUGAUCCAGGACCAGCUGGAGGAGCUGAAGCAGCACCUGUCCAAGCUGCAGAGGAACACCUGGAGAUCUGGAGGUCUGCAGCUGCUGGUAGAGCAGCAGACAGAGCGAGUUUUGAUCUUCCACUCCACCGUGAGCGAGGCCAGAGCCAACAUGGACGCCAUGACACACAUCAUACAGGGCUGGGCGGAGCUUCACCUGCUGCAGCGCUCAGGUGACUCCCUGCUGGAGGGCGGAGCUACAGAGCAGAGCUGCAGACGCCUCAGAGAGGAGGGACAGCAGCUGCUCAGGUUAACACAGGUGAACAGGAGUCUGUAUGGAGCUCAGGACUCCUCCGAGACCUGGAUCAGAUACCUGGACCACAUUGAUGACAAAGUCCAGGAGGGCCUGCUGCAGCUGCUGCUCAGAACGCUUCACUUCCUGUCCGACAACAUGAACCCACAGAGCAGCAGUGGUGCAUUAUUGGCGAUCAGUCUGCAGCUGCAGGAAACAGGAAGUGUGUUUGAGCCGUCAGUGGGCGUCGGCCUCUCUGAUCUGCUAAAGAGCAUCAUCAAUGAUAUUUACGCAGCAGCCAGUCUACCGCCCGGUCUCUCUGUGAGUCGCCAUGGCAACUACCAGGUGUCCCUGCAGCAGCGUCCUGCUCUCUGUGAACUGGAACAGGAAGUGAUGUCACACCUGGUUCAGGUGAGGAAGGAGGCGGAGCAUUUGAGGGUGAAGCUUGACAGGUACUCGUAUCUGUGGGAGAGCGACAGGAGGGGGGUGAUGGAGGAUUUCCUGACGUACGGCAGACAGCUAGAAGCUGACGAGCUGGAGGCUGAGGUUACUCCGCCCACCCUAAAGGACUUUAGGAGAGAGAUCGAGUCCCUUCAAACACUCAGCACUGAGGUGGCUCACCUGGAUGAUGUCAUCACUCUGCUCGGCUGGCUCCAGGUCAACCUCCAACCUUUCAGAGAGUCCCUGCUGUCAGUCAUUAACGUCUGGAAACACAUGUACACCGGGUACCUGCUGGACUCACUCACAGACAGUGUGCAGCAGGUGAGUCAGCGUGGUAACGAUGAUGAAGAGUCCUCCUCCUUCUGUCUGACAGAAAGCGUGGUCCUGCUGGAGGCUGCAGGAGUGCAGCUUCCUGAACACCUGGCAGCUCAGAUACAGUGUUGAUGAUCUGAAGAGGAAGCAGAAGACAUUGAACACAUCGCAGGAGCAGCAGUGACAAACGCCACGCUGAUGAUGAAUGUCUUGAGAUGAAUUAAAGUGAGCAGCUUGAAGAUUA
Molecule: messenger RNA, 3729 nt
Organism: Labrus mixtus (cuckoo wrasse)
Lineage: Eukaryota; Metazoa; Chordata; Actinopteri; Labriformes; Labridae
Product: dynein axonemal heavy chain 17-like
Exons: 22
Coding region: 270-3617 (1115 amino acids)
Source: RefSeq, a predicted model, not a curated record